This is a messenger RNA of Fusarium falciforme, 954 nucleotides long. RefSeq names its product Cyclin-like protein. Gene Ontology annotation, cellular component: nucleus; centrosome; cyclin-dependent protein kinase holoenzyme complex. Gene Ontology annotation, biological process: mitotic cell cycle phase transition; regulation of cyclin-dependent protein serine/threonine kinase activity. The transcript has 2 exons. Gene Ontology annotation, molecular function: cyclin-dependent protein serine/threonine kinase regulator activity. The record is from RefSeq and is a predicted model, not a curated record. Bases 1 to 954 code for a protein of 317 amino acids. NCBI's taxonomy places the organism in Eukaryota, Fungi, Ascomycota, Sordariomycetes, Hypocreales, Nectriaceae.
AUGGCUGCCCUUGCUGAUAUCGACACUUCUGUCAUCGAGUUUUUUGAUGAACUUCACCUAGACUCUUUGGCUCAUAGAAUCGCCUAUAUCAACAGUAAAUACGGCCGUGGGAGAAUGGAAACCGCGGAUGAGUACCGCCGUCAAGAACCAGAGGAGAGCAUAUAUGGCUUCCGAGAAUACUGGGAGGAUAUAGAAAAGAAUCUUCAAGGAGUUCAGGCGGACACACUUCCGGUGCUUGAGCUCAUGGACCUUCAACAUGAGAUUGGGGGGUUGUUCAGGAUCUUCCUUGUGGACUUCUUGGUUCGCAUUCAUGACGGAUUGAGGCUUCUGCCGGAGACCCUCCCACUUGCAGUGAACAUUUUGGACCGAUACUGCUCGAAAAGACAAGUUCCACGACACCACUACAGGCUUGCUGGAUGCGUCUCGCUGCUCAUCGCGGCAAAAUUCUGCGAAAAUCCAACAGAUGUGCCAUCAGUUGAGGCAUUGAGUCACAUUUGCUGCUUCGACUACGGUGUCCGGCUAUUUCCUCAAAUGGAACGGUACAUCCUAGAGGCUCUCAGUUGGUCGGUUCAUCACCCAACUGUCUAUGCAUUUAUUCAGACGGGAGCAGCAAAGGCGGAAAGGGACGAGCUAAGGGGAGUUCAGGAACACGACAAGGUGGUGGCGACGGCGCGGUUGAAAUAUGCAGCAGUCAAGCAUAUGGCCGAGUACCUCUCUGAUAUCCUUCUCUAUCGACGAGUAUUUUCUGCUCAAACCCCGUCAGAGCUUGCGCGAUUCUUGUUUGCGGUAUCCUUGACGAUCUUGCGCCACUCAGAGGCCUACCUGGACGACAUAACGGUGCUUCGGUUCUUGGGUCAAAUAGGACGGCCUUCGACUACUUUAAGGGCUAAGUACUCCCAACCAUGCUUGUCCAGGGUGUCUCAGAUACUAGCAGAUUUUGGUUUGGACAAAUAG